Molecule: messenger RNA, 1176 nt
Organism: Equus quagga
Lineage: Eukaryota; Metazoa; Chordata; Mammalia; Perissodactyla; Equidae
Product: class I histocompatibility antigen, Gogo-C*0202 alpha chain-like
Exons: 2
Coding region: 19-1044 (341 amino acids)
Biological process (GO): antigen processing and presentation of endogenous peptide antigen via MHC class I via ER pathway, TAP-independent; antigen processing and presentation of endogenous peptide antigen via MHC class Ib; positive regulation of T cell mediated cytotoxicity
Cellular component (GO): external side of plasma membrane
Molecular function (GO): peptide antigen binding; signaling receptor binding
Source: RefSeq, a predicted model, not a curated record
UCUCCCCAGGUCGGGAGGAUGCGGGUCAUGAUGCCUCCAACCUUCCUCCUGCUGCUCUCCGGGCUCCUGACCCUGACCGGGACCUGGGCGGGCUCCCACUCCAUGAGUUAUUUCUACACCGCCGUGUCCCGGCCCGGCCGCGGGGAGCCCCGCUUCAUCGCCGUCGGCUACGUGGACGACACGCAGUUCGUGCGAUUCGACAGCGACGCCGCGAGUCCGAGGAUGGAGCCGCGGGCGCCGUGGAUGGAGCAGGAGGGGCCGGAGUAUUGGGAGCAGCAGUCGCAGGGCAUCAAGGGCCACGCACAGGCUUUCCGAGUGAACCUGAACAACCUGCGCGGCUACUACAACCAGAGCGAGGCCGGUGAGCGACGCGGGCCCGGGUCCAGGUCGCGACCCCCCAUCCCCACGGACGGGCCGGGGUCUCCCCGAGUCUCCGGGUCCGAGAUUCACCCCGAGGCUGCGGGCCCCGCGCGGCCCCCGACCCGGGAAGAGCCGGCCUGGAGUUUUCCGCGGUUCCAUUUUCAGUUUAGGUUUAAUCUCCGCGGGGGGGGGCGGGGGCGGGGCCGAGUGGGCGGGGCUGACCUCGGGGCGGGGUCAGGGUCUCACGCCUUCCAGCUUAUGUACGGUUGCGACGUGGGGCCGGACGGGCACCUCCUCCGCGGGUACUUUAAGUCCGCCUACGACGGCGCCGAUUACCUCGCCCUGAACGAGGACCUGCGCUCCUGGACCGCGGCGGACACGGCGGCUCAGAUCUCCAAACGAAAGAAGGAGGCGGCCGGUGAUGCGGAGGGCCUCAGGAACUACCUGGAGGGCAGGUGCGUGGAGUCGCUCCUCAGAUACCUGGAGAACGGGAAGGAGACGCUGCAGCGCGCGGGUACGAGGGGCCGCGGGGCCUCCCGAUCUCCCCUCGGGCCGGGCUGGCUUCCCAGAAACAGGGAGGAAAUGGGAUCAGUGUCAGAAUACCCUCCCUCAGAAAAGAAAGGAAUCCACCCAGGUUUUCAUGUUCUUACUAAAGACUCGCCCAAAGAGCCCGCCCUUCUCUAAAGGACAGUGAAGGAAUCCAGUUUCUUCAGGAAUAGGAGGGGAGACCUUCCCUGAAAUCGCCGUCCUUCGUUCCCUUUGACCCUGGCAGCCAUCUUGUGACCUAUGACUUUCUCAACGCCUUGUUCUCGGCCU